AUGAAGAUCUCAAAUUGGUUAUUAGUCUUUUUUGCUACUGUGUCAAGCGCUUCGGCGGUUGACAGACGUGAUAUGAAUAUGAACAUGGGAGAAGUCGAAUCCCAUGUUCAUCCUAGUAUCACUACAACUACAGAUCUCUCUACAGUAACUCCAGUAGCACAUGAGGUUAUGCACAUGCAUGGUCUUCCGAUUUUGGAAACAGAGUUGACUCCUGCCGAGAAACUAUACUGGGAAAGUUACAAUUCCACCACAUUUUUCACUACCGAUAAGGGAAACAGAGGCGCUUUUUGGACUCAUGUUAUUACACUGACCAUUGCAGCAGUCUUUAUUUACCCAAUUUGCAUUGCUUUGAACAAUAUUGACUCGGGAUGGUAUUUGCCCCUGCUUUCCAUCUACGAUAUGGUUUUACUUACAUCUUUGAUAAGUCUUUCUAUUUUCAGUUCGUCUUUUCCAGAGACUUGGUACCCAAAGAAUGCAUACCGUCCGAUGUCAUACAUCUUAUUUGUGAUGACCAUAGUUCAUUUUGUAAGUGCUGUUGUUGUAAGAACGAGUAAAUGGAUCUCAGGCCACGAUUACAGCCGUGACUUGCGUUUCGAACUCGACGACUAUACUGCGGAAGGAAGCUUAACUCCGUUGCAAAACUAUAACGACACACAUUCAGACGAUGAUGAAGAACAACACCGUCAAGAUAAAAGAAUGUCUUACGACCCAAGAGAUUCUGUUGGAUCACCAACUACUACCUUAUUCGACCCUCAUGGUAAACAUCAUGAUGAUCUAAGAAAUGGCAAGUAUCGUGAUGACUCAAACUCCUUCGAUAUGGGAGAGGAAGACUUAAGUAAGAACCUGGAUUUGGAACAAAGGCUAUUGGAAUCUGAAGGGUUCCAGUUGAGACAUCAAAGUAAAUCAUCGAUCAAAAGAGAUACUUACUUGGCCAAAUUGUUCAAAUCCUCUGCUCUACAAUCAGUGGCAAGAAACUUUUCCAGAGUUUUCUCCUUCUUAUUCCAUUGUACAAAUUACCCAAUGUUAUUAUUCUUUUUUGUUUAUAUCCCAACUGGUCUCGCAGUAGGUAACUUGUUGGGUGAAGGAAAUAGAGUUUUCAAUUUGUUAGCACAUUGGAUUAAAGGUGGUGUCUUUGUGUCCUUGGGUAUUUUGUCUUUAGCUCGUUACUGUGGUUUUGGUGUCAACAAUGGUUGGGCAUGGAACAAGAUUAUUAUUUUCAAGAACCAAAUAGAUUCCAAUUCAUUAUGGUUCAAAAUUGCGCCCCAAGGCGGCAUCACAAUGGAAUUUUUUGAAUCUUUCUUGAUUGCAUUUUACGGCUGUACAAACGUAUUUUUGGAGCAUUUGUCAAAUCCAGGUGGAGAAUGGGCAGCUAAAGACUUGCAACAUGUUUCUAUUGCAUUCAUGUUUAUUGGUUGUGGCUUUUGUGGUCUUUUGGCAGAAAUAAAACUAAGUGACUGGAGAUUCAACCACGUAUUAAAACAUACUAACAUUCAGCCAAAUGUUAUCCAUUCUGGUUUCCCAGGUUAUUCUCCAAAUCCUUUCCCAGCAUUUACAAUCUUUUGGACGGGUAUCUUAAUGUCUCAACACGAACAAGCCUCUGCUACAUCUACCAACAUUCAUGUCCAAUGGGGUUACUUAUUGUCUUAUGGUUCAUUCUUCAGAAUUUUUACUUUUAUCUUAUUGAUGUUAGUUCCAAACCAAAAUCUGAAUCCAUCAAGACCAUUUACUGAAUUGAUCACAUCGUUCUGUCUCAUUUGUGGUGGUUUGGUAUUUAUGGAAUCUACAGAUCAAAUCGUUGAAGCGAUGGAAUACAGAGGAUUUACCCCAAUGUUCACGUUCAACUUAAGUGUUGGAUUUGUCACUAUUUUUAUGGCUUGGGAAAUGGCCAUUUUCAUGUGGAAAGAUUGGUUGAAGAAUCGCAUGAACAACAGGUAA
This is a messenger RNA of Kluyveromyces lactis, 1935 nucleotides long. It is a transcript of the gene TVS1, whose product is annotated as Tvs1p. NCBI's taxonomy places the organism in Eukaryota, Fungi, Ascomycota, Saccharomycetes, Saccharomycetales, Saccharomycetaceae. The coding region runs from base 1 to 1935 and encodes 644 amino acids. The transcript has a single exon. The record is from RefSeq and is a predicted model, not a curated record.